UUUGAUACGAUGAUAGCCUGCACCAGGUGCUUCCCAGUAGUUUUCAUUACGAUCUAUGGUAGGUGGUACCAACUAGGCCUCUUCCGGAAAGAACUAUCAAACUCGUUAAAACUUGUGUUGCGUUACUGCCGUUUCAAAUUAACAAUGAUGAGUCUCGAAAAUUGCUCACCUCGUCAAACUCAGGAUAUUAAUAACUUAAAGAAUCAAAUCAUGACUACCAAUCUUUGGGUUGAACAGUCAUGGUACGACUACAAACUGCGAUGGGAGCCGAAGGAGUACGGAGGUGUGCAUAUGUUACACGUCCCUUCUGAUCAUAUUUGGCGGCCUGACAUAGUGCUUUACAAUAAGACCUCAAGCGCGAGGACGAUCAGGUUGUUGUAA
Molecule: messenger RNA, 381 nt
Organism: Cotesia congregata
Lineage: Eukaryota; Metazoa; Arthropoda; Insecta; Hymenoptera; Braconidae
Source: the annotation of a GenBank genome assembly